AUGUUUAGUUCAAAUACCGAUGUUUGCAAAGAUUCGCAAAAUGAAUUAUCCGUCACAGAAUAUAAGGAAAUUACCAAGUUAACUAGUUCAACUGAGUUUACGAAACGCAAAUUAUUUCCAUUGGCAGCGAAUGAAAUGAUAAAUUUGUAUAACAGGGAUCCCCUUGUCCAACUUGACCCUAGGAAAUGUUGUAGCGAAAUUAAUAAUUUUAGUGUAGAAGAGAUUCUUUACAACUUUGCUUAUCUGGACUUCUGGCAAUCCAUCAAUCACAAGUCACAAUAUACACUGGACAGUCCUCAAUCAAUUAUCAAUGAUAAAGUAUAUGAACAUGAAAUCCACAGCUCACACAAGCAUGAUAGUGGAUUGAUAAAAAACGAAUCGCAAACAGAUGAAACUCAACCAAAUACUAAAAUUGACACAAUGUGUACACUUGAUCACUCAAUGAAAUGUGUAUCAUGCGGACGCAGUUGUCGAUAUUUGAUGUAUAUUUUGAUACCUCCUAUUACCAAUGGAAAUUUAUCACCAAUUUCCUCUAAUUGUGACCUGAGCGAGUGUAUUUGGUGCCCUAAAUGUUAUAGCUCUGGUCGAAUCCCUCCUUCGCUAUCAAAGAAUCAUUUUUCAAUGGUACAAAUACCAUUCGAAUUUGCAGACAAGAAUUCAAUCCCAUGGACACAAUAUCAGAUACAGUUGUUAAUAGAAGCAAUUGGGACAUACACUGACGACUGGGAAUCAAUUGGUAAAUAUGUGGGCAAAUCUCCACAUGAAUGCUUACUGAAAUUUUCACAAUUGCCUAUUGAAGAAUUGGUAAAUAAGGGAUCUUCAUUUGACACAACUUACGAUCCUGUUGUAUUUGGGAAAACUCCAAAUGAAUUCCUGGCAUACCUAGCAUUUAUUUCUAACUCAUUGAGCCCUGUAAUCUCGUCUGGCGGUGCCAAAGCGGCAUUGGAAAUUUUGUUAUCAGAUUCAAAAUUUGACCAAGUACCUACAAAUAACACAAAUACCUUAAAUAACAACAAUGAGCCUAUGUUUAGGCACGAAACCUUCAAAAUUGCCUGCGAUGCGGCCAAGCAGUCCAUACAGAAAAAUGCACAACUCUUAGCUGAUCUGGAACAUUUGGAAAUCCAAAAACUGCUUAAAAAUAUUUAUGACUUAGAAAUUCAAAUUACUGCAGUGCAAACAGAAAAAUUUGAGGUGUUGGAGCAGAAAUUGCAUGAAUGUACCAAAACGAUGGCAGAUUUGUUGAUCACAAAAUCGUAG
Messenger RNA from Babesia microti strain RI, 1257 nucleotides. Its product is annotated as SWI/SNF and RSC complexes subunit ssr2. The coding region runs from base 1 to 1257 and encodes 418 amino acids. Lineage: Eukaryota; Apicomplexa; Aconoidasida; Piroplasmida; Babesiidae. The transcript has 7 exons. The record is from RefSeq and is a predicted model, not a curated record.